AGUGCCAUCUUUGUUCACUAAAGAAAAAUCUCAGUAGUUGAAAAGAGACCACAGAAUGUUUUAGAUGUCAACUUCGGAUUGUAUGAUAUUUGUUAACUGUCAAUAAUACCACUUUUCUAUACUCUAUGGUGCCUACCAUUAAAAAAAAUCUAUGGUCCACGCAGAAUCUCAAGCAUAGAUAAAAUAUAUAUGGUCCUAGGGCUCUCCACUACUCAGUGUUGUUAUAUCAAAAGUUUUUCCGCGAUAUUGGUAGAAAUAUUUUUAGGAGAUAAUAAUUAACGCCAAUUAAUUUCACAAUUUGACAGUAAAUUUACUCAAAAAAAAAAAAGAAUACAAAAAGCUCCGGUACUAAAAUACAGCUCUUCUAAGUAGGUGAUAUAGAUAAUUCACCGCACUUUUAAUACCAUCUCUUUGAAUAUAGGGAUGCAACGAUAUAUAGGAAAUAUAUAUAUAUAUUUAUAUCGACGCACAAAACUAUCAAAUAAAUCUAUAAUUUUUUUUUUGUGAGUAAAUCAUAAAUGAGCUUAUUUUGAGUUGUGGCAAAUUUUAUCUGUCAAAGGGGAAAUUCAAAAUGCAUACCUGAUAUCCCUAAACUUAUGUUUGCCGUACUUGUAAAUCUUAAAAAAUUGUUUGGAGAUUUUGAGUGAUUUCGAGAUUGAAAUUGUAAAGAUAUGGCUUUAUUUCAAACGUUGAAUAGAGCAUAAAUAGCUAUCAAUAAAUUAAAACUAUGUGAUGACAAUUCGACCUGAAAAGAAGAACUCUGAUGCUUAGCAUCUGUAUUAAUUAGUUUGUGAUCUGAUUAUAUUUUAAUAUUUUUAAUUCAGCUCUCAUUUUGGUUGCUUCCUCGUUUAUUUGAAUAUAAGUAACUCAUUGUCUAGCACAAUGUCCAACGUAAGCUACGAUUUGGACACUUCUGGUGGUCUUAUGCCGCUUAUAAGGGCAUUGAUAAAACCUCCAGACGAAGAUGCGAAUGCUCAGAAACCCAAAAAGCCACAGCACCCCUACUAUAAGAGGCCAGGAAAAGGUCAUAAUCACGACUCUUGUGAUGCUUGCGGUGAGGGCGGCGACCUUAUAUGCUGUGACCGUUGUCCCGCCAGCUUUCAUCUUGGUUGCUAUGACCCACCGUUGGAUGAGCAGGACAUUCCUGCGGGAUUGUGGCUGUGUCGUGAGUGCCGAGCCUCUGAUGCGGAGAAACCACCCAGUUCACGUGGCAGUCGACCACAGUCUCCGAUAGAGUCUAAUGACAGGAAGACUAGAUCUCUUCGCAAUAGCCGAGCGAAUUCAGCAAAAAAGAAGAGCAAAGAGGAUGAAGAAGAGGAUAAAAAAGAAAUUGAGGAGUUAACUCCUAUGGAGAUUCUGGUGAAGGCAGCACGUAUCAUGAACCCGCGACAAUUCGAGCUGCCGAGGGAGAUGAGAGUACCCUGCCUCUUCCCUGGCACUGAGAAAGUGAGCGUGGACUCGUGGGGCUGCGUGCCGCUGCCGGCCAAGCUCUGCUUCGUGUGCGAGGGCACCUGCAAGGCCGCGCCGCUGCUGCAAUGCGACUACUGCCCGCUGCUCUACCACCAGGCCAGUCUAUAUAUAUACACACUCGCUAUACUUACGUGUUACGGCGAAGAUCAUCUGGAAGAUCAUUACAGAAAACGAAAAUUCAUCCCUAGAAUAUUACGCGAGGCUCUUGAAAUUAAAAAACAUGUGGAUUUUAAUAGAGAUGAAAGUUGGCAUAGACCACCGGCUUGGGAUCCAAUAAUUAGUCUAAUAAAAUCUCAAUCCAGUUCACAAGUUUCAUUCUGUAAAUAUUAAAUCAAAGGAAACAACUAACUUUUCUUAUCGGAGUUUGUUUUGCCAGUUUUUCUCAGACAAGACUCCCAAAGUUGGAACUUGUGGUAGAUACGGUAGCUAGGGGUAAAUAAAUGAGUCAAAUGUAUUUUAAAAAAUAAUAAAUUUAAUAAAUGUAAAUGUUGCCUUUUUUUUUUGUAUUGUGAAUGUGUCCCAUAAUUUUGAAGGUAGCUCUACUCUGAAUUAAAAAGACAACCUUAGUCUGAAACUGUUUAAAAGUUGUUUCAUUUAUGUCAUAUACAGGAUUGUUUGGACCCUCCACUGACGGCAUUGCCAACCGGACGCUGGAUGUGUCCCAAUCAUGUCGAGCAGUACAUUGACUGGAAGUUGGUUAACUCCGUAUCGGCGACGGAGCGCGUGGCGCUGUGGGAGAAGUUCUCGGGUCCGGUGGACCAGCACGCCAUCAAGAUAGACUUCAUACGGCGCGCUCGGGCGGCCGCGCCACUGUUCAGGAUGAAGGUGCCGGGGUGCGGGGGCGGUGGGGGCGGGGGCGGGGGCGGGCGCGUGGCGGUGCCGGGCAUGGUGCGGCGCCACUACCGGCGCCCGCCGCCGCUGCUGCCCGCGCGCCGCGAGCACGUGCGCUGCGCCAACGUGUUGAAAAGGUUAAAAGAAAGCGAGGAUUACUCCGAAGUGGGAGGGGAGGAGGACGGUCCCAAGCAUCAGAUAUGUCUGAACCUGGAGUGCCCGCAGUACAAGAGCGGGCGGGAGUGGGCGCCGUGCCCGCACUCGCUGCGCGCGCGUGACGUCACCGGGUACGGGCGCGCGCGUGACGUCACGCCUCCGCGGGCGCGCGGCGGCCACGUGCCCACCGACGGCGGCUCCACGUCACAGGUGGCCACACCACAUAUGCUCCGUUUAUAUUGUCACUAUUUUGACACUUCAUAUAGUUCCUUUAAUAACCUUAUGAUACAAUAUAUUCGACAACAGGAAGAGAAGCACACGGAGUCGUCGAGCGAUCUGUCCGAUUCGGACUUCGAGUACCUGACGGCGUCGGUGAAGCGCAGGAAGGUGUCCCCGAAGCGGGCGGCGCGCGUGGAGCUGCGGCCGGACGAGGACAUCGACGAGCUCCUGGACUGCGUGGACUCGCAGCUGGCCCAACUGGACCACCGCCUGGUGCGCCUGCUGGCCUGGCAGCGGCUGCAGCAGUCCGACUCUAAGAAUUCGAUCGGCGGGUUCUCUAAAUAUUCGAAGGGGACAUGUAAACGCUCGACCGCGUCGAUGAUACGAAAUAGGAACGGGGCUCGAUAUAGAGUAUCGGCUAACACGUGUGCGCGCGCGCAGGUGCUGAUGGGCGAGCUGGCGGGCGGGUGGGGGCUGCGCGCGGGCGUGGGGGCGCGCGUGGGGGGCGCGGUGCGGCGCGCGGUGGCGGGGGCGCGUCUGGCCCGCGUGGGGGCGCGCCUGCCCUCCGCGCUGCUCACGGCGCGCGACCGCCGCCGCAUCGCCACCGCCGUGUGGGGGCCGCCGCCCGGCGCCGCCCCCGCCCCCGCCCCCGCCCCCGCGCCCCUGCGCCCGCUGCACCCCGACGCGCUCGUGCGCGCCACGCUCACGCGCGUGCACGAACACGACAGGAACGGCGCGGGCGACUCCGUGGGCGAGGUGGUGCCGAUGCGCGGCGCCUCGCUAGUGGUGGGCGCGGGCAGCGGCUGCCGCGUGCGCCUGGAGGGCGGCUGCCCGCGGGUCUCCGCCCACCACGCCACCAUAUUCAUGGACGAGGUGCUGACAAUGUUCCGACCGCGUUGCUGACUUUUUUAUUUAUUCAUUUAUAGUUAGGUACACGAACAGCAAACUGUUCUGGUUUUGCUGUACGAU
Diatraea saccharalis (sugarcane borer) is the source of this 3645-nucleotide messenger RNA. Lineage: Eukaryota; Metazoa; Arthropoda; Insecta; Lepidoptera; Crambidae. The record is from the annotation of a GenBank genome assembly.